AUGACUCAGACUCCGGAUUCUACCUCUGUGUCCCCGGGACAGACAAUCACAAUCACAUGUACAUCCAGUAAAAGUCUAGCUCACUUAAUAGCCUGGUACCAAAAGAAAGCAGGACAACCUCCUAAACUCCUCUUGUAUCACACCAGUACUCGAGCAUCUGGGAUUCCAGAUAGGUUCAGUGGAUCUGGAUCAGGAACUCAAUUCACAAUGACAAUACAAAGUGCGACUGAAGAUGAUGAAGGAAGAUAUUACUGUCAGCAAUAUAUUGAGUACCCUCUCACACAGUGA
Staurois parvus is the source of this 288-nucleotide messenger RNA. NCBI's taxonomy places the organism in Eukaryota, Metazoa, Chordata, Amphibia, Anura, Ranidae. The record is from the annotation of a GenBank genome assembly.